CCCUGACCGCUGUGACUCACCACCGCCCAAGCCUCUGAGGACCAGACCGUGUAGCUCUCAGGACCACUGAAAGCUAUCCCUUGUCCUCGAGGACGCCUGGAACCCCAGCCCCACUGACCUACUCCGGCAGGAUGAGCUUCUCAGUCACGUACACCGAACUGGCCAACAUCGCCAUCCCACAGUGCGGGGUGCUGAACUUCAAGGCCCUGCACCUCCUGCUGCACGGCAUCUUGGAGCACAUCCACAUGGCUGAGCUCAAGAAGGUCCUCUCGGGGGAUGAGGACUUCUUGCAGACCUCGCAGGUGGUCAUCGUGCCCAGGGAAGGAGAUGCCCAGCCCAUCCUCAACCCCAUGAAGAGGCUCAGCAAUGUCUUCGACCACGUGGUGAGCCGCCUCGACAAGAUGGAAAACCAGCUGGCCCUGCUGCAGGACCUGCCCUCCACCGCCCAGCUGCUGGAAGCCAGUCAGGGCACUGCCCGGCCCAUCCAGGACCUGUGGCAUCUGAUCAAGCUCCGGAAGACGGUGGAGGGUCACGAUGAAGUCAUGGCCAAGUCAAUGCAGACCCUGCAGGACUUGCUCACUGAUCUUCAUGCACUCCAGGUCACCAUCAAAGCCCUUAGGAAGGAAGUGGACAUGCUAAAGAACAUGCUUGACAAGGUACACCCAGAAAGAAUGGAUAUCUUCGCUGAAGACUUCAAAAUACAGAACCGGAAGAUGAUCGCACUGCAGCGGGAAGUGGCUUCUCUCCAGAAUAAGUUUCAAACCAUCCCCAAAACCGAGGACAUGGUGCUCUGGAGUGGCCUCCAUGAGGCCAUGUUCGCUUCGGAAAUUGGUUCAUCACAGCUGGACCUGUGGCAGUCCAUGGAUCAGCUCCCAGAGGCUGCCCUGGCCCAGACCACCGAGUACCUUGAAGCUACUCGUGCCAUCCAGGUCUCCGAGCCUGUCCAAAACCCCCAGCUGCUGCAGACUGUCUGGCAUUACGAGGUCCCAGAGCUCCUCCCGGAGGACUCAUCAUCUGCCCAAGCAUUUUCUCUCAGCAGUGCCCAGGAGCCAGCGCAGCCUCCGGCCCUCACACCUGAGUCCGCACCUGGGCGCACAACUGCAUUUGCACCUGGGCCUGCACCUGGGACUGAACCUGUGCCAGGGCCAGAGCUGGGGCUGGAGCUGGAGCCUGUGCCUGCCCUGGGGCCCGUCCCAGGGCCCACUGUGACACCUGGGUCCUUGCCAGCACCUUGGCCUAUGCUUGGACCUGCGCCUGCCCCAGGUGCCCAGCCUCCACCACCAGGAGGCUGGCCUGCAUUCCCAAGACGCUGGCCUCUUCCCCAAGGCUGGCCCAGGAUGGGCUCUUGGCCUUUGUGGGACUUAGGUGUCCUGCGGCCAACUCAGCCUCAACCCUCCAGGGCCCCACCACCAGCCACCGAGUUUGCCUCAGCGUGGCCUCAACCACUCCAGCCAUAUCAGUCUCGCCAGGGAGAAGACCUCCAACUCACAGCUAUUCAAGAAAAGGGGGAGGAAAAUGAUGUCCCCAGCCUGAGGGGCCUCCAGGAGAGGGCCCGCAAGGAUGGGGCCCCCAAGGAUAGAACUCGCAAGGAUGGGGUUCCCAAAGAUAGAGGCGGCAAGGAUGUGGACCCCAAGGAUAGAGGUGGCAAGGAUGGGGCCCCCAAGGAUAGAGGUGGCAAGGAUGGGGCCCCCAAGGAUAGAGCUCACAAGGAUGAGGUACCCAAAGAUAGAAGUGGCAAGGACGGGGCCCCCAAGGAUAGAGUUGGCAAGGAGGGGGACCCCAAGGAAGCACAGCUUAAGGCUCCCCGGUCUGCCUUUCACCGGCUGAAAACCACUGCUGCCAUUGCCGCUGCCGCUGCCGCAGCCUAUGCAGCCGCCGCAUCCUCCGCUGCGCAGACAGCCAAGGUUGCUGCCAAGUUGGUCAAGGACUCCCCAGCCACCAAAAUGGCCACCAUUGCAACAGACACGGCUGCAGCUGGGCCCCUAGGGGUCUUUGCAGAUGUCCUGGGUGCAGGGCCUUCCCGGGGAGCCACAGAAUCCCAGGCCUUGGGCGAUGAUUCCGAAAUCUACUACGAAAUCCUCUCUCCCUCCUACUCUGCUGCCAGCAUCAGUCCCGAUACAGCCCUGUCCCAGGCCAUGGUGGCUGCCAAGCAGGCCACAAGCCCUGAAGACAAGAAGAGGGCUGUCAGGUAUUCCAUGAGCCACAUGGCCCAGAUACCUGUCAAACACGACUCCCUGAAAGAAGAGUUUGCCCAGCUGUCCUUCAACCUGAACCAGCGCUUGAGUUAUCUAGGUAGGCCUGGUCUGGCCCUGGGAAGGGCACAAGGGAAGGCCUGGGGUGUCUGUGUCUCCCCCUUUUAGGAGGAAGAACUUGAGAUAAUUUGGGGCAACCAAAUACAGGCAAUGAAGGAUCGCUACGUGACUUUGGACAAGGCAGUGGAGAAGCUGGAGAUUCGCGUGGAUGAGUUCAAGACUCUCCAGGCUCAAAUCAAAAGACUGGAAAUGAACAAGGUGAAUAAGAGCACGAUGGAGGAGGAGCUGAGAGAAAAAGCCGACAGGAGCGCCCUGGCAGGCAAGGCAAGCCGAGCUGACCUGGAGUCUGUGGCCUUGGGGAUGAACGAGAUGAUUCAGGGCAUGCUCUUUAAGGUCACGAUCCACGAGGACAACUGGAAGAAGGCUGUGGAGGAGCUCAGCAAGGAUGUGAACACGAAGCUAGUCCACAGUGAUCUGGAUCCAUUGAAGAAAGAAAUGGAAGAGGUCUGGAAAAUAGUCCGGAAGCUGCUGAUUGAGGGCUUAAGAUUGGAUCCUGACAGUGCUGCCGGCUUUAGAAGGAAACUGUUCGAGCACGUGAAGUGCAUCUCUUGUGACCGGCCCGUGGAGAUGAUGACUGGCCCACAUCUGAUCACCAUCCGCAAAGCCCACCUGCUGUCCCGGCUGCGGCCAGCCAGCGCCAACAGCUACGAGUACUUGCAGCGGCAACACAUGAGGGAACAGCAGCGGCUGCAGUGCCAGGACCUCAGUAUCCAGGAGGAUUAUCAGCAGGACUGGGGUGACGGCCCCCAAAACGCCGCCAGCCUCAAGUGCAAGUCCUGCAACCUGUCGACGCUCUAUCCCUAUGGGGAUCCCCACAUGAUCGACUAUGACAGCGCUGAGGUGGACAUCCUGGGCGUGGAUGGGAUCCUGUACAAAGGCCGCAUGAACAGCCAGAGGGGGGCUCAGCCCUCGGCCAUUGCAAAGGAGCUGGCAGCUGUGAAGGCUCCGUGUCCCCCGUCACAAAGCCUGUAUGACCGUGUGCACUCCAGCGCCCUGUUGGGUGCCAUCUGCCCCCCCCUGUGCCCCAGCAACAGUGCCCACUCAGCUGCCUCAGGCCCUCAUCCGACGAUGCCAGCUCGGCCACCUUCCCUGCCACCUCUGCCGCUGCUGCCACCGCUGAUUCCACCCCUGAGGGACCCCCAGCAGGCCCCAGGGUCCACCAGGCUCUCAAGAGCUCCACACAUUGAGUCCCGAGUCAGCAGGAAGCCCCCAGAGGAGCCCGCCAACCCGUGA
Mandrillus leucophaeus (drill) is the source of this 3545-nucleotide messenger RNA. Its product is annotated as chromosome unknown open reading frame, human C16orf96. The transcript has 16 exons. Lineage: Eukaryota; Metazoa; Chordata; Mammalia; Primates; Cercopithecidae. The record is from RefSeq and is a predicted model, not a curated record.